UGGUUCCGCAGCCGCUUCACCGUCCUCAGCGAGAGCGCUGCCAAGAACACCGACGCCGUCCGCGCCGCCAAGGACGAGGUGUCCGAGAGCCGCCGCCUGCUCAAGGCCAAGACGCUGGAGAUCGAGGCCACCCGCGGCAUGAACGAGGCGCUGGAGAAGCAGCUGCAGGAGCUGGAAGAGAAGCAGAGCGCAGACAUCUCCGCCCUGCAGGAUACGAUCAACAAAUUGGAGAACGAGCUGAGAACCACGAAGAGUGAAAUGGCUCGGUACUUGAAGGAAUACCAGGAUCUGCUCAAUGUGAAAAUGGCCCUGGACAUCGAAAUUGCAGCAUAUAGGAAACUGCUGGAAGGUGAAGAGACCCGACUCAGUUUCACUAGUGUUGGAAGCAUCACCAGUGGCUACACCCAGACUGCCCCGACUUUUGGCAGGUCUGCCUACAGUGGCCUCCAAUCCAGCUCCUACUUGAUGACAACCCGUUCCUUCCCCACAUACUACUCUAGUCAUGUCCAGGAAGAGCAGAUUGAAAUAGAGGAAACAAUUGAAUCUGCUAAAGCGGGAGAAGCCAAGGCAGCCCCUCCAGAAGAAGGUGAGGAGGAAGAGAAAGAGGAAGGUGAGGAAGAAGCAGGAGGUGAAGAGGCUGAAGAGGAGGAGGAAGGUGCUAAGGAAGAAUCUGAAGAAGCCAAAGAGGGUGAGGAAGAGGAAGGAGAAGAAACAGCAGCUGAAGAAGGGGAGGAGUCUCAGGAAACUGCUGAGGAAACUGGUGAGGAGGAGAAGGAAGAGAAAGAAGCAGCAGGAAAGGAAGAGAGUGAAGUGAAGAAGAAGGCUUGAUUUUUAGGCAGUCUGGCUUUCCUCAGGUCAACAGAAUAAACAAUGAUUGACUGAGCUAAAAUUGCAGUCUCACAUAUUUAAUUCAGUGACCACUGAGGUUUAAAGUUAAUGAUCUAUGAUGUUUCUCUCUGUGCAGAGUAUGAGUAUGCUUGCAGAGCACCCACUGGCUUGCUCCCUGAAUGCCGCAUGGUCUAGACGUAUGAAUUCAGGGGUUAUGUCUUUCUUGGGUGAUUCAGAACCUUAACAAUUAAAAUGGGGGGAAAAAAUAAGUCAUGGGAAUGAAGGUUAUCUUUAACUUGCAUUUAAAAUAAUUAUGGAAACCUUGGGUGGGUAUAAUAAUGGAGGCUUCAAUAAGUAUGUGCAAUAAAGCUAGUCAAUAAAGUUACAGAAAUGCUUACACAGA
This is a messenger RNA of Phaethon lepturus (White-tailed tropicbird), 1231 nucleotides long. RefSeq names its product neurofilament light polypeptide. The record is from RefSeq and is a predicted model, not a curated record. The transcript is spliced from 4 exons. Gene Ontology annotation, biological process: neurofilament bundle assembly. Gene Ontology annotation, cellular component: axon; intermediate filament; postsynaptic intermediate filament cytoskeleton. The annotation marks the transcript as partial. Gene Ontology annotation, molecular function: structural constituent of postsynaptic intermediate filament cytoskeleton. NCBI's taxonomy places the organism in Eukaryota, Metazoa, Chordata, Aves, Phaethontiformes, Phaethontidae.